AUGCUCCUACCCAUUGUCCUGCCUUGUGGGCAUUCCUUUUGCCAUGGUUGCAUGGAGAAGCUGGCAAAUGGACCUGCAAAUAACAGGAAGUGUGCUAUAUGCAGGUCUGCUUUGCCGCAGGAGCGCACCGUUAAUCGCGAGUUGAUAAGUAUUGCAAGCAAACUGCUAGCGAGGUGUAUGCUGUGCCCUUGGCAGGGGACCGUCGGCGGAAUUCAGCACCACAAAGGAGCAUGCCAAUGGAAGACGAUUGAGUGCCCCUUUGUGGGCUGUAUAGUCAAGACAAAACGAAGAGAUAUGCCCGACCACAAGCGAGCAUGUCUCUUCCGUUUAGAAGAUUGCAUCCAGUGUAAAUUGUCCGUGCCCAUCCAACAAAGGAGCAAGCACGACAGACUGGAGUGCACGAACCGGGACGUACUGUGCCCUUAUUUUUCUGAUUCCACGGAUGCCCACACUUGCAAAAAAAAAGAUUUCCUUGUGCACAUUAGAACAUGCAGGCAACGUGUUGGUCCAUGUUCUAUUCCAGGGUGCCAUUUCUAUGGACCUUGGAAUGAACUGGAGCAAUACAAGGCAAGCCAUGAGGGAAGCCAUCCUUUGCAAAGACGUACGUGGUACUUUAAAGGAAAGGGUGGUAGACGAGUACUCCUUCACUUGGAGCUUUUCAGGCUGCAAGAGGGAACUCGAUAUGUCAACAACAAACAAAGUCCCUUUAACCAGUGGGGAGUACUCCUCGAUCACGAGCAGCACCCGAAAGUCGAUAUGGAGGCUUGUCCUAUUUCCCUGGAAAAGCAGCAUGGUUGUGCAGCUUCGUUCCUCCCUUCAUCCAAUUAG
Messenger RNA from Exaiptasia diaphana, 828 nucleotides. RefSeq names its product TNF receptor-associated factor 3. The record is from RefSeq and is a predicted model, not a curated record. The coding region runs from base 1 to 828 and encodes 275 amino acids. The transcript is spliced from 3 exons. Gene Ontology annotation, molecular function: zinc ion binding. Lineage: Eukaryota; Metazoa; Cnidaria; Anthozoa; Actiniaria; Aiptasiidae. Gene Ontology annotation, biological process: regulation of canonical NF-kappaB signal transduction; positive regulation of JNK cascade. Gene Ontology annotation, cellular component: plasma membrane signaling receptor complex.